CUUGCGCCCGCCGCCCCCACCGAUUCCCCCUCUCUACAAUACAGUUGAAAGUAUUAGCGCGUUCUGAAGCCGCCACCAGACAGUCGAACCUCGCAACCACCACCAUUUGCAUCUCACAGACACUUAGAGAUAAAAGAGAUAUAUCAAUAAUCUAUUAAUACAUUCAUUAAUAGAUCAAUUUAUCCUAGAGAUCUGAUAAUAUUGCGGAUUCGAUUUUUACCUCUAUCAAUCUUGUGUAUUUCAUAGCGGGUUUUUUUUUUCGGCCGGCGCGCGAAGAAACGCUUCAAUCGAUCCCGUUUAACGAAAGACUUUUGAGAAUAGUUGGCGACAGUCUCCACGACGAUCCGUCGUUCUCUUCCUCCCUUUCUCCCAAUUACAUUCCUUAUACUUCUACCUUUCCAGUUAUAGGACGCUCUUGUUUAUUGGUGAAGUUUUGUUGUGGAAGGACUUCCGGGUUUGUUUAAGACAUGAGUUUGAGGUCGGUGCGUGCUUUGGGAUCAAUAUCGGGCCGGUUCGGAUAGGAAUAAAUCGCUCUUUCUACAAGUUUUGGCAAGUACAAAUUACCCAAAAUACUUUACGUCGGAUAAGAUGUGGAUCCUCCUGAUCUGUGGAAUGCUGGUGGCGUUGGGUCUUGGAAGUUCGGGCUUCCUCUUGGACGGUUCAACAAAUUCUUACUCUCAGUUUCGCAAGUGGGGCGGCGGAACGAAUGGAAGUCUCGAGUUUGAGUUUAAGACGGAUCAACCGAAUGGCAUGCUAUUGUAUACGGACGACGGGGGUACCUACGACUUCUUCGAGAUCAAGCUGGUAGAAGGUGCACUCAGACUGAGAUACAAUCUAGGCGGAGGCGCUCAGAUUCUCACCGUUGGACGUGAUCUAAAUGAUGGUCACUGGCACAAGGUUCACGUGCAGCGACAUGAGGACCGCACAAUCCUUGCUGUUGAUGGCGUUUCGCAGCUGCGAACGUCGCGGGGCAAGGAGUUCAACUUCGGUCGAUUCUCUACCAACAGCGAGGUCUUUGUCGGCGGUAUGCCCACAUGGUACAACACUAAGUUAACUCUUUUGGCAUUACCGAGCGUCAUCUUCGAGCCUCGUUUCGUGGGAGCCGUUAGGAAUCUGGUUUACGCUGAUCAAGAAGGUGGCCCGCCACGCAGACAGGAAACCCGCCCCAAGGACCACAGGUGCGACAACGGGAUUGUGGCCGGAGCAGAGGGUGUUUGUCAACCCCAGUCGAGGGUGAGUUUCACUCGCGUAGACAAGCAACCGCCGGACACCGACCAAAAAAGAAAAUAAUAAUAAAAGAAUAAAAAUAAAUAACAGAGCGAAAUAUACUUUAAAAAAA
Molecule: messenger RNA, 1339 nt
Organism: Nicrophorus vespilloides
Lineage: Eukaryota; Metazoa; Arthropoda; Insecta; Coleoptera; Silphidae
Product: neurexin-3-like
Exons: 2
Coding region: 589-1290 (233 amino acids)
Source: RefSeq, a predicted model, not a curated record